This is a messenger RNA of Vicia faba (fava bean), 2052 nucleotides long. The record is from the annotation of a GenBank genome assembly. Lineage: Eukaryota; Viridiplantae; Streptophyta; Magnoliopsida; Fabales; Fabaceae.
AUGAUGAUCUCCGGCGAAUCUCACCGACACAUGCCGCAUUUCACGGCGAGCAUUGCUCCUAACUGCUCUCCCGAUUCAGAUCUUCGACCUCAUUGGAAAACCUCGCGUAAGAAGUUUAAGACGCAGGGGAAUCGUGUGAGGCGAAGCGGUUCGUCGACGGGGAGACGGAGCAGGCCUGAAUCUCCUCUUUCGAGGUCGAAGAUCUUUAAAGUUGGAGAAGAGACGAGUGUCGGUGAUCCACUGGAGGAGGUUUACCGGAAAAGAGAGAAGCUGACCGUGGCAGUGUCGGCGAGGAAGCUCGCGGCUGGACUUUGGCGGAUGCAGCUGCCGGACGUUGCGGUGGCAGGUGAUUGUGGAACUCAAGGUGGUUUGAGACUUCAGCAGAAUGGAAUUGGCUAUGCAGACCACCCAUAUCUUAGUAACCAAAAUGGUGUUAUGCAUGGAUCUGGUAUGAAGAAUCCAUCACAAAGGCGCCGAUCCAUUUCUGAGACAAAAGAUGGACAUUUUUGUGAGCUCAACCCUUCUUUCCAGUUUUCUUCAACUGCAAUGGAAGGAAUGACAAAGUGGGAUCCUGUUAGUUUAAAAACAUCAGAUGAGGGGCAGCAUAUUUACAGCCAGAUGAAACUUCUAGACCAAAAGGAUAGCACUGUUUCUGCACUUGAAGCAGAAUUAGAGCAGGCUCAUGUGCGGAUUCAGGAGCUUGAGACUGAACGCCAUUCCUCCAAAAAGAAACUUGAGCAUUUCUUAAAGAAAGUCAGUGAGGAAAGGGCCUCGUGGAGAAGCAAAGAGCAUGAGAAAAUCUGUGCAUAUGUUGAUGACAUUAAAUUAGAUUUGAAUCGAGAAAGGAAAAGUCGCCAAAGGAUUGAAAUUAUCAAUUCCAGGUUGGUUAAUGAGUUGGCUGAUGCGAAGUUGUUAGCAAAACGCUGCAUGCAGGACUGUGAGAAAGAAAGGAAGGCUAGAGAAUUGAUCGAGGAAGUUUGUGACGAGCUUGCUAAGGAAAUUGGAGAAGACAAGGCUGAAGUUGAAGCAUUAAAGAGAGAAUCUAUGACUAUUAGGGAAGAAAUGGAUGAGGAGAGAAGGAUGUUACAGAUGGCUGAAGUGUGGCGUGAAGAACGUGUUCAUAUGAAAUUGAUAGAUGCAAAAGUUGCUCUUGACGAAAAGUAUUCACAGAUGAAUGAACUUGUAGCAUAUCUGGAAACCUUUCUCAAGUCAGUAAAUAUAAACUCAAAUGCUAAGGAGAUCAGAGAGGCACAAUCACUUCAACAGGUUGCAGCUUCUGUGAACAUUCAAGACAUCAAGGGAUUUUCCUAUGAGCCAUCCAAUCCAGACGAUAUUUUUGCCAUUUUUGAAGAGGUCAAUUCUGGUGAACUUAAUGAGAGAGAGACCGAGUCAUGCAUUGCUUACUCUCCGGUGAGUCAUGCCUCAAAGAUUCACACAGUUAGUCCUGAAGCCAACUUGAUAAGUGAGAAUGGCCUUCAGAGACAUUCUGACAUAUAUUUAGAAGAAGAUGAAAGUGGAUGGGAAACUGCGAGCCAUGUUGAAGAUCAAGGGUCAAGUUGUUCACCCGAAGGGAGUGCCCCUUCGGUAACUAAGAAAGGUCGAAAGAGCAAUGCCUCGGGGAUAAGUGUGAUAGAAUGGGAAGGAAAUGCAGGUGAGGAAACCCCAUUAACUGAAAUAAGUGAAGUCUGUUCGGUACCAACUAAGCCAUCAAAGAGGAUAUCAUCCAUAGCAAGGCUUUGGAGGUCAGGACUGACAAAUGAGGACAAUUACAAGAUAAUCUCUAUGGAGGGAAUGAAUGGGAGGCUUUCAAAUGGAAAGGUAUCUAACGGGGGAGUCAUGUCUCCUGAAUGGGGACUUGAUAAAAGUGGACUAAGCCCCCAAGACAUUAUAUGCCAAUUAAGUUCUCCUGAGUCGGGAAGCGUGCAUAACCGAGGCAUGAAAGGCUGCAUUCCGCGUACUGGACCGAAGGGUAGUUUGAAGUCCAGACUAAUGGAAGCUAGGAUGGAAAGCAACAAGGUUCAGUUGCGCCAUGUUCUGAAACAGAAGAUUUAG